AUGAGCGAGAAGCCCACUAUCAGCGCGUAUUUCUCGCAGGCGACGCCGAAGAAGGUGACAGGGAAGCGGCCAAGCUCGCCCAUAGAGAUCUCGGACGACGAGUCGGGGAGAGAGACGAAGAAGCGGAAGACCAGUGCGGCGACCUCUGUCUACUUUCAAUCCCCAAGUAAAGCUGCCUCUUCAAGCGCGGGGACGGCAGAGCAGUGGAGAUACGCGCCUGAGAAGCCAAUACAACCUCGCGCGGAAGAGACGAAAGCACAGAAACGAUCCAAAGAGGAGUUUCGCAGGCGAUUGUUGCAACAGAAUAACAGAUUCCUGUCUCGAAAGCCCUCAGCCUCACCAGCACCGACUGCAGAAGAGGAUCGAGACGAAGACGAUGAGGAAGAGCGGAGCAAGAGAUUCGAAGACUUGGAGGCAAUGUUCUCCAAUAAGCCGAAGGGAGGGGGAAAGCGACAGACCAGUGGCGCGAGCAAGGGGAAGGCACCCAAGAAAGACGAGCCAGUGGGUCCCAGCGGGGAGCCAUAUACUCCUUUGGAAAAGCAGGUGCUGGAGCUGAAGAAAGCGAACCCCGGAACGGUACUCAUGGUCGAAAUUGGCUACAAGUACAAAUUCUUCGGCGAAGACGCACAUGUAGCAGCGAAAGAGCUCGGCAUGGUCUGCUACAAUGACCGCAACUUCGAUGUGGCAACUAUACCCAGCCAUCGUCGCGACAUUCACUUGAAGAAGCUUCUCUCGCAGGGUUACCGCGUCGGUGUAUGUGACCAGACCGAGACCGCUGCCCUCAAGAAGGUUAGCGACCAACGAAGUGCGCCCUUCAGGCGCGAGCUCACUCGCUUAUACACCGCGGCAACCUACGUUGACGAUCUCGACUCUGUCGAUGAUAUAUCUGGCAGCUCAGCGCCUCCGUUCACAUGCAUCGUCGAGGAGAGCACGUCUGGGGCGGGAGCGGACGUGCAUGUUGCAAUGAUCAGCAUUUCUCCCAGCUCAGGGGAUGUGGUAUGGGAUGCGUUUGACGACAACCCGAUGAGACUCGAGCUCGAGGCAAGUGCCUAUCACGAUACGCGACUGGUGCACACUCGCCCCGCGGAAUUGCUUCUGCCAAAGACUGGGUUAUCGGGGCCGACGCAGAAGAUGCUAGGCCAUUUCACCGUCGCUACGGCUAGCGGCACUCAAACUCGCGUCGAGCACUUUAAAGGCCAAAUGGACUACACCGAUGCCUUCGCCUACGUCUCCGAGUUCUACUCCCAGAAAGCCCCCGCAACCUCCGACGGCUCCAUCUCCGGCGCCUCUCACCUCAACCCCAACGCCUCCGAGGCCUUCACCUCCGGCGCCCUCAUGGCCGCCGCCGCCGACUUCCCCAACCUCGUCGUCAUCGCCCUCGCACACACCAUCAAGCACCUUUCCGCCUUCGGCCUCGCCGACGCGCUGCGCGAGACGCGGUUCUUCGCGAGGUUUGCUGCGAGGACGCACAUGCUACUGGCGGGGAAUACGCUGAGGAAUCUGGAGAUCUAUGCGAAUGAGACGGACGGGGAAGUGCGAGGGUCAUUGUUAUGGGUGCUGGACCAGACACAGACAAAGUUUGGGGCGAGGCUGCUGAGGAGUUGGGUGGGGAGGCCGUUGAUCGAUAAGAGAGUGCUCGAUGAACGGGUAGCUGCUGUGGAGGAACUCGUCUCGAGUGCGUCCGAAAAGCUCGUCACUCUUCGGCAGUUGCUGAGACGCAUGCCUGACCUUGCCAAGGGCCUGUGCAAGAUUCAGUAUGGGCAGUGCAAACCCGAGGAGCUCGCCAUCCUCUUGACAUCCUUCAAGCGGAUAGGGGAUGCAUUUCCAGACGUGAAUUCGCCUGCGGACGUCGGCUUCCAGUCCAAUGUACUCAAUGAGAUUCUCUACGCGCUCCCUAAGAUCAAGCCUGCGAUAGAUGAGAUCGUCUUGCAUAUCUCGCUCAAAGAGGCUGCGGCGGGCAAUAGGGAGCAUCUCUGGAAGGAUCCUGGACGGUACCCUGCAGUGCUCGACGCGUUUCAGGGCCGAGCAAUGGUGGAAGUCGAACUGGAGGAGGAACUUAAGAGAGUCCGCAAGGUCCUACGAUACCCAUCGCUCAAGUGGCUUCAUCAGACAGAUGCGGAAUACCUCAUCGAGGUCAAGAAGAGCGAAAACAGGCCAAUACCGGACGACUGGAAGCUCGUGUCGCGCACUAAAUUCUAUGAGCGAUACCAUACACCAACCAUUAUCAACCUCAUUGCAGAGCGUGAGCGGUACAUGGAGACUGCGACUGCGGAGGCUCGCGCAGCGUACUCAGAGUUCCUCUCGGAGAUUGCACGCACACACUACGCACCGUUGAGACACGCCGUCAACCAGCUAGCUGCCGCAGAUUGCUUGCUCAGCCUCGCCCAAGUAGCUCUGCGUGACGGAUAUGUGCGCCCGGAGUUCGUAGACGAGGAUGCCCUAGACAUCGUGGCCGGCCGACAUCCGAUGGUCGAGACACUGCGUGACGACCCUUUCGUGCCGAACGAUGUGGGUAUGGGCAGAGGCUCGCCACGAAGCAAAAUCAUCACUGGCCCGAACAUGGGCGGGAAGAGUAGCUGUGUACGGAUGGUUGCGCUCAUUGCGAUCAUGGCGCAGAUUGGGUGCUAUGUGCCAGCUGAGGCGGUUCGUAUGAGCUUGUUGGACUCGGUGUUGACGAGGAUGGGUGCUUCUGACGACUUGGCGCGCGGUCGGUCGACUUUUAUGGUGGAGAUGACGGAGACGAGCGAGAUCCUGCACACUGCGACGGAGCGCAGCCUCGUCAUUCUGGACGAACUUGGCCGAGGGACAUCCACGUUCGAUGGAAUGGCCAUCGCAGAUGCAACUAUGCAUUACUUGCUCUCCGAGAAGCACUGCAAAACACUGUUCAUCACUCACUACCCGCUGGUCGCGACAAAUCUUGAGCAGAAGUUCAUGAAGGAGGUAGAGAAUCUGCAUAUGGCGUACCGGGCGGACCUGCGCAUCGACGGAACGCGAGAGAUUACCUUCUUGUAUCGCCUCACAAGUGGCAUCACAUCUGAGUCGUUUGGCGUGGAGUGUGGCAGGCUUGCAGGAUUACCCGAGACUGUCCUCCGAACCGCAUCGCAGAGGUCGCAAAGCUUCCAGGUUGAAGUGGAGGCUCGCAUGAAGCGCAACAGGUUCGUACCUUCCCGAGUCUCCUACAUCCAGGUCCUAACCCUCGUGCAGGCUACGCAAAUGUGCACAGCUCAUACAACAAUGUAUACAAGAGUCCGGUAUCGAGGCAGUUGCCACCGCCGCAGAGAUACAGAUGAUAGCAUCGGGGAGAUAUAUACACUAAUCUACGUUCGGCUUGUCUUUCUUGCCUUUUUUACGCUUUGGCUUCUCGCUGCCUGCCGCGUCGGUCUCUGCCUUGCGUUUUGUGGCCUUUGCCUUCUUGUCGGUGCCGUUCACCUGCUUGUCGACGCCGUUCACUUCCGGUGA
This is a messenger RNA of Schizophyllum commune H4-8, 3459 nucleotides long. RefSeq lists its product as uncharacterized. Gene Ontology annotation, biological process: mitotic recombination; mismatch repair. Lineage: Eukaryota; Fungi; Basidiomycota; Agaricomycetes; Agaricales; Schizophyllaceae. The record is from RefSeq and is a predicted model, not a curated record. Gene Ontology annotation, molecular function: mismatched DNA binding; ATP binding; ATP-dependent DNA damage sensor activity. The transcript is spliced from 16 exons. The coding region runs from base 1 to 3459 and encodes 1152 amino acids. Gene Ontology annotation, cellular component: nucleus.